AUGGGUGCCACAUCGAAAAGACCAGCUGCCCAGGCUACGUCCUCCAGGAAGCCGCAGCACGAUGAGACUCCAGCCAAGUCCGCUACAAAGAAGGCUCAGGUAGAGGAUAUCGAGGAGGAAGAUGCCGAAGAUGAUGAGGAGGUUGAAGAAGAGGACGAGGAUGAGGACGAGGAUGGAGAUGAGGAAGACGGCGAGGUUGAGGAGUUAGACGAAGAGGAGUUAACAGAAGAGGAAGAUGAGGAAGAAGAAUUUGAUGAGAGUGACGAGGACGAGGAAUACGAGGAGACCGAGGACGAGGAAGAGGAAGUAGAAGGUGAUGAAAAUGAAGAUGAAUACGAGGAUGGAGAGGACGAAGAAGAAGACGAUAAUGCAGAGGAGGAUGGCGCUGAGGAGCAGGAGGAAGAGAGUGGUGAGAGCGAAGCAGACGAGGAAGAGCAAGAAGAAAGCAAGCCGAGCAAGGGCAAAAGUACGAAGCCGAAAUCCGGCACUAAGCUCGACGUCCGGUCCAAGAGUGCCGCUCUCAGUGGCAGUACCUCAAGCUUGAAGAAGGAUACAAAGGCAAAGGGUUCUGCUUCUGGCAAGAUCAAGCCACCGGCCUCUGGGAGGACCGGAGUCCUGCCGCCCUGGGAGCCAGUCAUCCACAGUGAUGAUUCUGAGGAGGAUGCCAGCGACGUCGAUACCAUCGGCAAUGCCCCGAAACAUGAGGCCACCAAGAAGCCGAAGAAGCCGACGACAAAGAAGCCAGUCAAGAAGGCCACCGCAGAGUCUGGAGACGAGGCUGCCGAACCCGCCAAGGCACCAAAGAAAAAGACGGGCGCAGGGAAGCCAGCAGGCAAUUCAGACAAGACCGUCAAGCCCAAGAAGAAGAUCACUGCCGCUGGCACACAGGACAACAAAGACGAGUCGGCCAAACCUAAAGUGGCCAAGAAGCUCAAGAAGACUGCUGAGGAGGCCGAGGAGGCGCCCAAGGUCAAGAAGACGGUUCCGAAGAAGAAAUAG
Thyridium curvatum is the source of this 999-nucleotide messenger RNA. RefSeq lists its product as uncharacterized. The coding region runs from base 1 to 999 and encodes 332 amino acids. The record is from RefSeq and is a predicted model, not a curated record. NCBI's taxonomy places the organism in Eukaryota, Fungi, Ascomycota, Sordariomycetes, Thyridiales, Thyridiaceae. The transcript has 3 exons.